Brassica napus (rape) is the source of this 489-nucleotide messenger RNA. RefSeq lists its product as uncharacterized. Bases 1 to 489 code for a protein of 162 amino acids. The transcript has a single exon. Lineage: Eukaryota; Viridiplantae; Streptophyta; Magnoliopsida; Brassicales; Brassicaceae. The record is from RefSeq and is a predicted model, not a curated record.
AUGUGGUAUGGUUCAAGGGAGCUAUACCAAAGCAAGGAUUCACCAUGUGGGGUGGCGAAUUACGACAGGCUCCCAACAAGAGCUAGACUUGCAGGAUGGGGAAUGCUUAUUUCUCCGAAAUGUGGAUUCUGUUCAAGGUGUGAUGAAACCAGAGACCAUCUCAUGUUGGCAUGCGAGUACAGUCAUGAAGUCUGGAAGGAGGUGCUGCUAAGAUGCCAGUCGCCUGCAACACUGCUCACCAACUGGUCUGAGCUUCUGUCAUGGAUCCGAUCGUCGCCGUGCAAGAAGCUGACUCUCCUCCGGAAGCUGGCUUCACAGACCACAGUCUUCCAUCUUUGGAAACAAAGAAAUAACCUAAUGCAUAACCAGAUUGCGAUCUCUCCUGAAUCUGUCUUUUAUGCCAUUGACAAGGACUUGAGGAACAUUAUAUCAGCAAGAAGAAGAAGUAGUAAGCAUUUUCAUUCACUCAUGUUGAUGUGGCUGAGAUAA